Messenger RNA from Astrephomene gubernaculifera, 1802 nucleotides. The record is from the annotation of a GenBank genome assembly. NCBI's taxonomy places the organism in Eukaryota, Viridiplantae, Chlorophyta, Chlorophyceae, Chlamydomonadales, Astrephomenaceae.
AACAGAGUGGAAAAAAACGACUUCACUACUGCGACGUAAAUCCAUUUGAAUAACAUACGUAAGGAGAUAAACGCGGAAGCUGUGGUUCAGAAAAUUCGCUUUUGUGCCGCGGUUUAGGUUUCCUUUAUGAUUGCUAUGCCUUUAGUUACCAACCUGAUAUAUGGUUGAACUUCUGCAUACUGAUCAACACGCUGGUUAGGUAGACGGAAGUUGCAACUUGCAUGUUAGCGCGUAUCUAUUUCGGGAGAAAAGAGGCUUAAAGCCUUGGGAGAGCGUUUGCUUUGGAUAUAACAUAAUUGCUUUAGUGCGCUGGUGCUGGGAAGGCGGAGGGUGCUAAGGACAAAUGGCCCCCAAACCAUUGUCCAAGCCGUCAGUGCUCAGCGCGGAGGCUGCUGCUAUGGAGCAAAAACUAGCAGAGCUCCGGAAGGCAAUGGAGAAGGAGAGGGCAAAGCGUGAAGCGCUCAUGGCUAAUGCUGGAGGAGGCUCGAUCUGGCGAAAUGGUUCAAGUUUGCGUGCAAACGUUGGCAAGGGCAGCGAUGCCGCGAGUCGGCGACCUGCCAGCGGUGCGACGGCCUUCGGAGCCGCUGGAGGUCCUGGCCCAGCUCCCAGCCGCGCUCCUGCGUCAGCCCGAGGAGGGUCCUCAUCUGGGACUACUGAGGCUGUGGCGGCGAAUGUGCCAUCCGUGUCGGGCAGCCGGAUGUCGUCAGCGCGGUCAGCUGUGGAGGCGGCUCGAAGCGCCACGCCUGACUCACAAGGCGGCGGUAGCGGCAGCGGGGGCGGUGGAUCUGGCGGGGGCGGUAUGUCGUGCGGCACUGACGACGGCCCCUCGCUGGCUGCGGGGCAGUUCAGCGAGGCUGACAGCCACCGCUCCUUCCUAGAGGCUCUCAACGAGUGGCGGAGAGGCAACCGGGGGGACGUGCCGGACGCGGCAGCAGGGCAGAGCAGCCAAGAACCGGCUGCUGGCUCGAGCUUCCCACGUGAGCCCCCGCGAGCGUCUGCGCGCGUGUCGUCCUCGAACCUGGAGGUGCAGACUGAGACACGACCGGUGUCACGACCCACAUCCGCCAAGCCCUUAUCGUACUUUGACAAGCUGGUGCUGAACACGACGUCGAGGCAGGCGGGGCACCUGGCGGCGGGAGGAACGCCCGAGUCAAUGCGUCCUUCCUUAACGGGGCAGGAGCAGUACGGCAUGCGCUCAGCAUCUGCAAUGGACGUGCGGCCAGGAUCCGCAAGUAGCGUGCGCCCGGGGUCCGCAGUUGGGGUGCGGCCGGCUUCCGCUGCUCCCGGAAGCACCCCGGUGGCGCCGUCCGCAGCCUGCGCUAGCCCUGCGGUAGCCGCGCCCAAAGCAACGAGCGAGAACGUACCAGAUAGCAGCGCUGCCUCGGACCCGCUCAGCAUCCUUGACCGGUUGGAGGCACUAGAACGGCAGCGGCAAGAGCUGCAUGCGGGUGAUGAAGAUGACGACGACCCAGGGGUCUUUACUGUGACGACGGCUACGGGGGUGUUGUUGACAAAGGGCGUGCGGCUGCCGGAUGAGGUGUUGUUGCCAUGCAAUACGGAGAGCUAAGGUUGGCCGUGCCACGUGUGAGCGAUGUGGGUUUGGGAUUGUAAUGAUGCGGUGUAUGCGUGCGUCAUAUGAGGGACAUGUGGUCGCUUAGCGAAAGGCUAGAUGCUGUAAGGCGUCACUGUACAUUUGUGAUUUCAACUAUCCGGGCUGAGAUACAUUCAUAACGGGGUUGGCUUUGGUGUGCAUAUCUCAGGUUUUAUUGCUGAAGUCGUCUGAUAGCGCUGUCCGUAAAGGA